AUGGUUUCAGUCACACCUGCAAAAAAGGCACUCAAAUCAAGCAAGCAAGACCUGCUUUUCACAAAAAUCAUGCUAACCAGAGUGGUCCUUUUUUAUUUUGUUUUUUUACAAAGGUGUUACAUUGAAGAUACACAGUAUAAAGUUGCAUGGCUAAACCGUUCCAGUGUUAUCUUCGCUGGCCACGAUAAGUGGACUCUUGACCCCCGUGUAGAAUUGGAAAAGAGAAGCCCCUUGGAGUACAGCCUCAGGAUUCAGAAAGUAGAUGUAUUUGAUGAAGGUUCCUACACGUGUUCUGUCCAAACACAGCUUCACCCUAAAACGUCACAGGUUCACCUCAUCGUUCAAGUGCCCCCACGGAUUUCCAACAUCACUUCAGACCUGACAGUGAAUGAAGGCAGUAACGUGACCCUGGUGUGCUUGGCCAGCGGUAGACCAGAGCCAGUCAUUACAUGGAGACAUCUCACUCCUACCGGCAGAGAUUUUGAUGGUGAAGAAGAGUAUCUGGAAAUUUUUGGAAUCACCCGGGAGCAAUCUGGAAAAUAUGAAUGCAAGGCUGCCAAUGAAGUUGCAUCUCCAGAUGUCAGACAAGUCAAAGUGACUGUAAAUUAUCCCCCACAAAUUACAGAAAUGAAGAGUGCAGAGGCACCUGUUGGACGCAGCGCACAUCUGCGAUGUGAAGUGUCAUCCAUGCCUAUUGCAGACUUUGAGUGGUACAAGGAUGAUGCCAGGAUAAGUAAUGGCCAAGGCAUUGAGAUCAAAAACGUUGGAAGUCACUCUAGUCUAAUAUUUGGCAAUGUCACAGAAGAGCAUUAUGGGAACUAUACAUGCGCAGCAACUAACAAACUUGGUGCAACAAAUGCCAGCUUAUUCCUAUACAAACGUGUUUUACCCACAAUCCCCAUCUCUCUACCAGAAGAAACAGACAGCACUGUGAUUUCCAAACAACAAGGACCAGGAACUGGAAUUCUUGGCAAUCGUUCAUCUUGCCUUACUCUACCACUGUGGCUGAUCUCAGCAUCCUUCCUCUGCCUGCUCUACAAAUGUUAAUCAAAUAGCACAUUUUAAUACUCACCAACACCACCCAUGUACACAGAACAGAGUCACACAGGCUAGUGUGGAGACUGUUUCUGCGGCUACUUUGUAUAUUAAGAUGCAAAAGAAAAUGGAAGAAGAGAAAAAUUAAAACAUUAAAACACAUCUUUUAGUAGGGAAAAAUGACAAAGUGGGUGAUGAGAAAAUACGUAAAAAAAAAAACUAAAUCAUUGCUGAUACAGUUCAAACAUUGUAAAAAAAAAAAAAGAAAAAAUCUUUCUUUUAUGCAAAGGUCUAGCUUUGGUGUUUAUGUAAUCCUUUCUGAUUGUCUUUGGACUGAGUGGUGAGAAAUUUAACCUCUUGUUUGCUGGUGUCCUGUGGACCUGAUGAACUCCAGUUAGUAAACGUGAGAAAAUAUGAUUUUAUAGAGCAUGCAAACACUCUGCAUUUGUAUAUGUAUAAUAACUGUAAAUAAUUCUUGAAAAAAAAAUAGCAGUCACACAGAUACACACAGCGUGCAGCUAGGGUGUACCACUUUGCCAUUAACUUGCUGGAUCACAUAUUGCAGGCUGUCUACAAGCUCUUUGAAAAUAUAUAUAUUUUUCUGUGGUAUGCUUCUUCUCAGAGUUAGUGAAAUGUAGUAUUUACUGUUCCUGGCUAAACUGAAAGAGUUCAAAAUUCUUUGGUUUCAGGGAACAGGAUGUUUAAAAACCUGUUUAUGAAACACAAAUUUUUUAGUCUACAUCUUGAAUCUCUGAUUUUAGUUCUGUGUAAACGGAUCAGUGAAGCAAGCUGUGUAAGAGAUUAGGUUUAUAGUGGGCAAUAUCCUUCUGGGGGCAGUCACAGAUGGGUAGAUAUUCUUUUUUUUCAAAUCCACUUCCCAGGUGAACUUUAGAAAUGACUCCUAAACAGACAUUGUUCUGUCUAGGUUAGGUAUGUAGAGAUGAUUUAGAGAGGCAGUGUUGUUAUGUCAUCCUAGCGGUUUCCUCACUUUACAAAACUGACAAAGUGUGCUAAGCAGUCAUCUCCUCUUUAUAUCUCCAUGGCCGCACUUCUCAUUAAACCUUUGUUAACAUUUCAGUACCUAAGGGUGGGAGGUUGGCAUAAUGGUUAAGGUGUUUACCUUGCAGACACAAGGUGCAGGGUUUGAUUCUCACAUAGGGUAAUUGGCUAGGCUUAAAAUGGCCCACAAGGGCAAUUACCCUAGUACUAAUCUAUGAACCUAUAGUGAUUUUAUGCCAUUCCUUUCAUGAGUGCCAUAUCAGUCAGUAACCCCUUAAAAGGCAAAUAUCCAAUUUCUUACUACUAUUGGUAUGAGUUAAUCUGGCAAGAGCACUUGUCUUCUUCAGACCUGUCUUCUUGUACUGGUAAUAAUCAUAACAAAGGCAGUUCUAACUCAAAGCUGUGUUAAUGCUUACCCACAUUAUUGAUCAGAAAGCUUUUCAGCAUUACAAUGACUGCUACAAUAAUCUUGGUUUAUAGAAGGUUCUGAAAUCUGUGCUGAACAAUACAAAAUAAGCACUGCGCUGAAUUAAAGCAUAUACAAUGACCGGUGCCCAGGCAUGUGGACUGUUGUUAUUUGUAUUUUCUACUCUUACCUUUGAGAAUAGGUAGGCAGAAGAGCCUAAGCUUUAACUUUAACCACUUGAUCCUCUAAGAUAUGAAAUAAGGACAGUAUAAUCGGCACUUGUACUUACAGAAAGGGUAGACGUAACAGGACAGCCACUUACACUAGCAUCUGUGUUGCACAUAAAGGUUUAUUCUCCCAAGAUAUAACAUAAUUAGAACAUUAUUUUCAGUUAGAGUCUUGCUCAGUUCUAGAGCUAGAUAAACUGCUAAAGUAGCCCUUGCAACCUUCUGCUGGUCACAAAAUGGACCAUCAUUUAUUUUGAAAUUCAUUUCCUCAUAGACAUGAAUUAUUGCCAAUAUUUGGUGCUCUAAGUGCCACAUUUAUCCUAAGCAUUAACAAUGAAAGUAAGGGUCAUGUUUUACAAUGCUGUAGCACUAAAAGAAGAGAGAAACACCUUUACAUUAAGUAUGGACCUCUAGUACUAGAUGUGUAUCAGUGGUAUCUAGGAUGCAAAACUUCUUGGCGUACUUCAUUGGGUUCACAUGGACAUCACUUUUCAUAAGGUAACGAGUACUUAAAGCUUACUGAUAUGUUUAUGAAAACUGCUUUUUUUUGUAUUCAUUAUAUACAUUAUUACUGGUGUCGAGAAAUUAAAGCAAGAACCCUACUUUAUUAUGUAUCCCUGGUGCAUCUGAGUGCUUAGAGCUUAUAGACUCUUGGAAUGACUCAGAUAGCCUGAUCAAUACCAUUGUUAAAAAUUGAUAAACUAAGUUAUGAACAUAUUGACAGAACAUUAUGUUAACUAUUACUCAUAUUCCUUUUAUGGCAUUUGAGACUGAUUGAAAAAAGAUUUCCUUUAAUGUUAAUUUCCUUUAAUAUUAAGCAAAACUUCAAAUAAAUCAUUCAAGUUACUAGGGAAACAGA
This is a messenger RNA of Protopterus annectens (West African lungfish), 3526 nucleotides long. RefSeq names its product limbic system associated membrane protein (gene LSAMP). Gene Ontology annotation, cellular component: neuron projection. Lineage: Eukaryota; Metazoa; Chordata; Ceratodontiformes; Protopteridae. The record is from RefSeq and is a predicted model, not a curated record. The transcript is spliced from 9 exons. Bases 1 to 1047 code for a protein of 348 amino acids.